ACUGGUGGCAGCGGUGGGAUGUACUGCACCCCGUGGAUGGCGCUUCCUGCACGAGCGCCAGGAGGGGCCCCCCGAGGAUGCUGCGGAAGCAGAGCUGGGCCCUGGUCCUGGCCGUGGGCACCACCCUCAGCUUCAGCCUCUCCGUGCUGUGGAGGGUUCAGAGCCGUGCCCCCCCGCGGGCGGAAAAAGCCUCCUUUGCUGGUAUGGGAUCAGCGUGCGAACCAGGGAUCGGCUGGCUGGCCUCGAAGCCCAGCCCUGAGGCCAGGGAGAUGGCCGCGGAGCAGUGCCAGGAGCUGGGGCAGAAAUUGAGCCAGGGGGUCCUCCCCGUGAGGCUGGACGAGGCCUGGAUCUGGAGGCAGCUGACGCUGGUGCAGAGCUGCCCCUGGGCACAUAACGCCAGCGCCCUGGGCCAGUACAGGGAGCAGCUGGGGCGCCGCUGUAAUGCCACGGCCAGCCUGGUGCUGACCCGGGACAACACCCCGCUGGGCUCCCGGAUCGUCUACGACGGACAGCGGGCCAAGAAGUAUCUGGUGAAGGAGGAGCUGCUGGAGAUGCUGCCGCAGGGCUCCCCGUUUCAGGACGCCCCCUACGAGUGCUGCGCCCUGGUGGGGAGUGGGGGGAUCCUUCGUAACAGCAGCUGUGGCCCCGAGAUCGACCGCGCCCAGUUCGUCAUCAGGUUCAACCUGCCCCCCAUGGACUUUGCCAAGGACGUGGGCACCAAAUCGAGCGUCAUCACCGUGAACCCCAGCAUCCUGGAUUUACGGUUCAGGGGUCUGAACUGGCGGCGACGUCCCUUCGCGGAGGCGGUGGGCACCUACGGGGCCCCGCUGCUCCUCAUCCCGGCCUUCAGCUUCGCCGGCAUCAGCGCGGUCUCCUUCCAGGCCCUUUACACCCUGGAGGACUUCGGCUCCCCGGCCCGGGCCCUCUUCAUGAACCCCGAGUACCUGGCGCGGCUGGAUGGGCACUGGCGUCGCCGGGGGCUGCGCGCCAACCGCCUCUCUUCGGGCUUCAUGCUGGUGAAUGCCGCCCUGGAGAUGUGCCGGCACCUCACCCUCUACGGCUUCUGGCCCUUCCCCAGCGACCCCGAGGGGCGGCCCCUGCCCCAUCACUAUUACAACAACCAGCCCCCCAAGCUGGGCUUUCACGCCAUGCCCGAAGAGUUCACCCGCUACCUGGGCCUGCACCUGCAGGGCGCGCUGUGGCUGCAUCUGGGGCGCUGCCGGUGAGGAGUCUGGCCGGCAGCCGCGCACAACGAAGCUUGGAGGGGGGGGUCUGAAAUGAGCCCCCCGCCCCUCAAUUCCACCUUACUCCCUCCCCAGUUACCAAAGGAGGAAAAUAGCCAGUGGCACCAAUUCGUUAGGCAUUCGUUAAUUGCCACUCGUUAACUGGUUUCUCUUCGGCGAUGUUUGAUGAACAAAGUUCAUUAAUGGCAAGGUGUUCGUUGGCCUCCUUUAAUUACUAAUUAAUUAUCACAGUUCAUUGGCUGUGAGUUGUUGGCUGGCCUGUUCAUAGCUCUUUAAUUAUUGCAGUUUGUUCAUUGUAAUUAAUAAGUCAUCACCUCUUAAUUGCGAUUUAAUUAUCGCAGUUCAACCAUCCUUAAUUGAUAUCUCUUGCUGGCUGGUGAAUCCUGGUGGACGGUUACUUGUAAUUAGUAAUUCACCAGCUGUUUGUCACUAAUAAAGGCUCUUUCGUGAU
This is a messenger RNA of Chelonia mydas (Green sea turtle), 1695 nucleotides long. RefSeq names its product alpha-2,8-sialyltransferase 8F. Gene Ontology annotation, molecular function: alpha-N-acetylneuraminate alpha-2,8-sialyltransferase activity. Gene Ontology annotation, biological process: oligosaccharide metabolic process; N-glycan processing. The transcript is spliced from 9 exons. Bases 78 to 1226 code for a protein of 382 amino acids. Lineage: Eukaryota; Metazoa; Chordata; Testudines; Cheloniidae. The record is from RefSeq and is a predicted model, not a curated record.